AUGCAUCACCAACCGCGUUCCGAAUUGAAUGGCGCGCGCCGCGGUGGUAGUGGUAGCACUGGUAGAGUUUCGAGCCGCGUUCACCACUCGAAACCCGCCGGCGCGGGGGAAAGCCGCGGCUGCGGUAGCUGUACAGGUGCUUCCGCGCUAGAAGACGAGCAUGGGGAGGGGAGCUUUUCCACCGGCGGGAAAAUGACGCCGCCGCCGCUGUCAUCCUGCGCCUGUUCCUCCUUCCGCCGUGGCGCCGCGGUGAACGGCGCGCCGAGGUCGCGGUGGCCGAUGUGGGGCUGGGCGGCAGAGAGCGGCGCCGGCGCGAAAGCCGGCGGGAAAUCCGCGGUGCGAGAAGCGGGCAGAGCGGUCAGCGUGGAGAGCGAGGGGGAGCACGAGGAGGGGAGAGAGGAGGCGAUGCGCGGGUGUGGCGGAGGGUGGGUGGGUGGGGGAUUGUUGGAAUGGGGCAGCAGGUCAAAGGUGUCUGCUUCUGUUCUGCGGUCCGUUACGCGCCCGCUCGUGCGACUUAACAAGCGAUGGCGACAGCGCGUGGUGUGGCUAUGGCUGCUCCUCGGUCUCGCGCUCACAGUCGGCGUGUUCGUAAUCUCGGGCGUCAACAGCUUCCACGCGCGCUCCGUCUCGCUCCAGCGCAUCUGCUUACAACACGCGACUUACUUCGAGAACCAAUUCAACACCACCAGCAGCAGCGCCGCGACGAUCACGGAUUUAAUAAGGACGUAUUACCUCGCGGGCGACUCGCACCAGAGCCUGUUCGAUCUGGCGACGUACCAGUCGUUUACGAGCUCGACUCCCUACGCGCGCCCGCUCGCCGCGGUGAUUCUGUACGCGCAUAGAGUGAACGCGACAAUGCGCAGGGAGUUCGAGGCGAAUCUGUCGCAGCACGGGUUGAAUGCGUGCGUAUUCGCGCCUGCCGCGGCGGCAUCCGCGCAAGCCAAGGCGUGCUUGCCGUAUGACGAUCCCGCGACGGCGCAGGGGCAGGCGCAAGGGCAGGGGCAGGGGCAGGGGCAGGGGCAGGGGCAGGGGCAGGGGCGCGGGAAGGAGUACGGGGUGGUGAUUCUGUUUUCGAGUAACCCGGCGCUUCAGCUGGCGGAUACUGUCGUGCUGUCUCCUGGCAUGGACAUCGUCUCCUUCCCCCCAUUCGCCUCGGCUCUCGACCGCACCCUCCGCAAGGGCGUCAUGGGGGCUAUUUCCGAGCCCUUCCUUCCCUACGGAUCCUCCCCCUCCGCUUCCCCCUCCGCCUCUGGAGCAGCGCGUCCCAGCGCCACACUAGCCACGAUAGCCCAGGCCUUCCCGGUCUUCGACCCGGAUUUCAACAUCUCUCUGCUAAAAAACCCCGCAGACCUCUCCUCCUCGCUCCAUUUCUCCGCUGCUACCUCUUCCCCCUCCCCUUUCCCCGCUUCGCCCGCUUCCACCGCUUCCAUCGCUUCCCCCGCUUCCCCUGCUUCCUCACCCGCUUCCUCCUCCCCCUCGUCCUCCGCCUUCCCCUCCCCCGGUUCCCCCCCCGGCUCGCCCCGCGGCUUCCCCCCUGGUUCCUUCCCCGGUGCCCCCCCGUCCUCUCCGCCCCCCGGCUCCUCCGCGUCGCGCUUCGCCCUGACGCCAUCCCCAAGCGACCCGUCGUGGUUCAGCCAUUACAUCCGCGGGUGGGUCAUCGUGGCGUAUAACUUCACCAUUCUCUCCCACGGCCCGCUCCCCACCGCUUCCCCCAUCUUCACCGUGCUAUACAAGCGCACGCCCAAGUUCCCGCCUGCUGCUGCUGCCUCCCCCGCUUCCCCCGCCUCCCCCUCCUCCCCCACCUCCUCCUCCUCUUCCGGAGCGUCGAACCAUUCUUCUUCCACUUCCUCCCCAUCCGCGCCACCCACCGCCGUUGCUCCCACCUCCGCCGCUGCCUUCUCUUCCCCUCCCCCUCCGCCGCCGCUGCUGCCCGUGGCGGACGACCCCCCCUCGCCCGCGAUGAGCGGGGGGCCGCUGUCGUUUGACUACGAGGCUCUGCACGCGUCCGCGGGGCUGGACGUGGCGGGGAUGGACGCUGUGCGCGACUUCCCCCUCGCGCUCCCCAUCUAUUUGGGAGAUCCGAGUCAGUCGUUCCAGCUGCACUGCCGCUACAUCAACACGACAUACAUCCCGGUCUCCCCCGUGCUGUGGGCGCUCCCCGUGCUCCUACUGGUGCUGCUGAUAGCGGUGGUGCUGUGGGCGAUCGUGCGCGGGGUGGAGCGCAUGGAGGGCGACUACCACCGCAUGCUGCGCCUCAAAGACCACAUGGCCGCCGCGCUCGCCUCCGCGGAGGCUGCCAGCCGCGCCAAGGGGGCUUUCCUCGCCACCAUGAGCCACGAAAUCCGCACCCCCAUGAACGGCGUGAUCGGUGAGGCGGUGAGUGAGAGUGACGCGCAGUUGAGAGGGGUGGUGAGGCGGGAGGGGGGCCAGCAGUUUCAUCCCAUUCCCACCCCUUGGUCGCCUCCCAAAACAUUCCCACCCCUGUUUUUCCGUUACCCGCUCGACCCCGCUCCUCAUCCCCCCACUCCCCCUGCUCGCCCCAUCCUCCCUCCGUUUUUUGUCCACCCAGGCAUGCUGAACCUGCUGCUACAGACGCCCCUCGACCCCACGCAGCUGGACUACGUGGAAACGGCGCGGGCCAGCGGGCGAGCUCUCUGCACGCUCAUAAACGACAUUCUCGACCUCUCCAAGAUCGAGGCAGACCGCCUCGAGCUCGAGGCUCUCCCGUUCGAUCUACGCGCCGAGAUCGACGACGUUCUCGGGCUGUUUGUCGAUCGGACGGCUGAGAAGCCCGAGGUGGAGUUGGCUGCGUUUGUCGCGGAUUCAGUGCCGGGGAGGCUGGUCGGGGAUCCGCUGCGGUUCAGACAGGUGCUGGUGAAUCUGAUCGGGAAUGCGUUUAAGUUCACGCAGGAAGGGCAUAUCCUGCUGUUUGUGAGGGUUGCAGAUGCUGCAGAGGUGGUUGUGAGGGAUGGGAAUAGGAACCGCAGCAGCAGCCGCCUAAGCCUCACUGAUUCUGCUGCUGCUGCUGCUGCUGCUGCUGCUGCUUCUGGUGGUACUGGUGCUGGUGCUGGGAUUGCGGCUUCCGCUGCUCUAACUGUUGCCCCUGGGAGUGAUCCGAGAAGCAGUCACCCUAUCAGCGGCGGCGGCGGCGGUGGCGUCAGCAACCCACUCUCAGCGGCUCGCCUCUCCCCCACACUACCACCACCCCCCCACACCCACGUUCCCCCCGCUGCCCCUUUCCCUGCCACUCACCCGCCCGCUUUCCCCCUCCAACCUACCCUCCCCCCGUCGGCCCCGUCCCCUCCACCCUCGACCCCGCCUCCCCCGCCGCCGCUGCCGCCUCGAGCAGCAACGGAGAUGGUGUGGGUGGAAGAGGAGGGGAGGGGGGAGUAUCUGAGUCUGAGUGGGAAGAGGGUGAUGGAGAGUGUGGGGAGCUGGGGGCAGGUGAGACACCUCCUGGAGGGAGGAGGAGGAGGGGAGGAGGGCACGAGGAGGAGGGGGAGCGUGAGGGAGGGACAGACGGUGCGACUGGUGAUUAGUGUUGAGGAUACAGGCUGCGGCAUACCGGAGAGAGCAAGGCAUCUCAUAUUCCGCCCCUUCACCCAGGCUGACACCAGCACCACGCGCCUGCACGGAGGAACCGGCAUCGGCCUCUCCAUCUGCCAGCGUCUGGUGAGGAUGAUGAGUGGCAGCAUGUCCUUCGUGUCCUACAUCCCUCUCGUGCUUCUCCCCUCGGGGCCCGACGAAACCUUUGCUCCUCCUCUCCACCUCAUCUUGGCUUGCUCGGACUCGGACUCUCAUCCGGAUAAGGAAGGCGCGGCAGUGGUUAAGAGGAGAGCGGGUGGGGCGGGUGCACGGGGAGGAGCAGGAGGGGGAGUGGCAGGAGCGGCAGGAGGGUCGGAAUGGGUGAGAGGUGGUAGCCAUGCGGUGAGCUUUGGUGCAAUGGGUUCCAUAGGCGGAGAGAGGGAGACGAGAGGAACGAAUGGGCACUGGGUCCCUGCAUGUGAGGAGCCAUUUGCUUCUGGUGCUGCUGGCAAUGUUGCUGGUGAUGCUGCCGCCGCUGCUGCUGCUGCUGCUGCUGCUGCUGCUGGGCCCGGUGGUGUUGUGGAUGGGGCGUUAGGACGGGAGAAUCCAGAGGAGCAGGAGCAGGAGCAGCAGGAGGAGCAGCAGGAGGAGCAGCAGGAGAAGGAGAAGGCAGUGUCGCUGGUGCUAGUGGAACAGAGUGCGUUGACUGUGCGGGGAAGGAGAUUCUCUGGGAACGAGAUUCGGGCCCUCAUUGCUCGCGCCCUUGACCCUGCUGCUGCUGCCGCUGCCGCUGCUGAAUCAGGCAGAGCAGAAAGAGCAGGGGGAGCAAAGGGGGUAGGACGAGCAGGAGGAAGGGCAGGGGCAACAGCGGGGUCAAGCAUCAGCCGUGCACGCAGCAGCAAGCAGGUGGUGCUGCUGCCGAGCAUAGCUGUGCUCGUGCAAGCUCCACCCUCCAACCCCUCCACUCUCGCCGGAUUUGACGGCAUGGUGAGGAAGCCUCUCAGGCGGAGCGCCCUGCUAGCUGCUCUCCCGCCUCUCAUUGCCCUGCAGAGGGACUGCACCAGCAGCUGCAGCAGCAGCAGCAACAGCGGCGAGUGGAGGGCGGAAGGGAAUGGAGUGGGAGGAGCGGGAGGAGCGGGAGGGUCAGGAGGAGGGGUUGCUGUCAGGGAGGGUAGUGCUGCAGGUGGGGAGAAGAAGCGGGGGGCGCCUACACGUCCAUCUGCUGCUGCUGCUGCUGCUGCUGCUGCUGCUGCUGCUGCUGCUGCUGCUGCUGCUGCUGCAGAGGAUGGUCGUAUGCCAGGAAUGGACGGGCUGGAAGCUACUCGAAGGGCGAGACAGGCCGAGCUGCAGUACCAACGCAACCAGCAGCAGCAGCACCAACAUUUGAGGCGCCUCAAAAACCCUCCCAACACACACACACCCACUUCUCCCUCUCUCCCCCCCCUCUCAUUGCAGAUGCCUGGAAUGGACGGGCUGGAAGCUACUCGCAGGGUGAGACAGGCCGAGCUGCAGUACCAACGCAACCAGCAGCAGCACGAGCAGGAGCAGCAGCAGCAGCAGGAGCAGCAGCAGGUGGUGUGCACGCACGUGCCAAUCUUUGCCCUCACAGCAGACUCCAUUGGGGAGGUGAGGCAGCGCUGCGAAGCUGCCGGCAUGGAUGGGUGCCUCUCCAAGCCCAUCGAGGAGCGCGAGCUCGUGAAAGCACUCGCUGCUGCUGUGCCAGCGAGAGGGUAUUCUUCUCUCGGCGGUCCGCAAUCCGCGUUUGGCGGCGUGCCGCACUAUGCAGCCUCGUCCGCGUCGUCCGUUUACUCUCUCCUGCUGCCGUGCACUUGCCUGUUCCUGGGUUUCCUUCUCGCGUCCUUCAUUUUCAUAAGCUCUAGAUCGCUGAUUGCCGCGCCAUCGUGGGUCGCGAUUCACGGGCAGAAGCAGCAGCAGGGGUUAACGCAGGAGCACGAGGAACAGAUUUCACUGCAACAACAGCAACAGCAGGAGCAGGAGGGGCAGCAGGAUGAUUUUUCUCCGACUGAUAGCAGCAGUGCUGGUGCUGAUGGUGAUGGGAACGGGGAGGAUGCGGUAGGAGAGGGAGAAGGCGCGCAAGAGAACACCGAGAAGAGCAGGCGGUUCGGGCCUCGGGAAUCAGCCAAGAAAACGGACAGAAGUGGAGGGGAAACGGCAGGGGAGGAGGGGGAGGAGGUGGAGGAGAAGAAGGUAGUGCAGGAGAGUGUUGAGGGAGAGGAGGGAGAGGAAGGCGUAGAGAGUCAGGCCGAAGGGAAGUUGAGAGAGGCAGAAGCGAUGCUGGAAGGUGUAGGGAGGGCGAGGGAGAGGCGGGAGGAGGAGCAUUUGGAUGAGAUUAUGAAGAGGCUGAAUGGUGCGGAAGGGGACGAGGGGGCGGGUGGGGGAGGCGGGAAGAAGAAGAAGAAGAAGAGGAAGAAGGGGGCAGAAGAGGAGGAAGAAGAGGAGGAGGAAGUAGUUUCUGGGAAGAAAGGAGGGGAAGGUGGCAGCAAGAAAAGGCAGGAGGUAGAGGAGGAAGAGAGCGGAGAAGGGGAGGGCAAGGAGGAGGAGAUUAUUGAUGAGCUUUUGAAGGGGAUUGGUGGGGGAGAUGAGGAGGAGGAGAAGGAGAAGGGAAGAGAUGUUGGCAAAGGAGGAAAGAGGAGUGAGGUGGGGGAAGAGGAUGCACAUGGUGGUGGUGCUGGGAAGGGUAGCAGCAGUGGCAGCAGUCAUGGCAGUGAGAAUGGUGAAAAAGAACCAACCAGGGGAAUCCAUGAAGGGGAAGACUCGAUAAUCAAGGCUGCUGCGACAGAGAAGGGUGACGGGGAGGGGGAGCAUGCAGAGGAGACGAGAGAAGGCGGGGGUCUAGGGGAGAAGCGGGAGGAUACAAGUGGAGUGGCAGCAUUGGGCAAAGGGAGUGCAGUAGGGGAGUUGUCUGGAAGCCCACAUGGCAGUAGCGAGAAAGAUGGCGUGGAGGAAGGCUCAGCAUCUAAAGAGGCGUCAGGAGAUGCGGUCAGAGAGCGGGGAGCUGGUGGCGCCGGUAGUGAGGGCUCAGGUGGACUCUCAGGUGUUUCUUCAGUGGAUGUUCCAGUAGGAUCGAAGGACCGUGUUAGCAGUGAGGAGGAAGGAGAAGGUGCAGGUACGCUUGGGGAAGGGGAAGAUGGUGAGAAGGGGAAGGGAGGCGAGGAGGAAGGAACUGAUGAAGAGAAGGAAGGGGCAGAUAGCAGCAAAGGAGAGGAGCAGGGUGAGAGCAUUGAGGGGAGUUCUGCAGGCAAAGGCAAUGCGGGCAACUCGGGCGAAGCUGAUAGCACCAGUACGCCUGCGGUUUCUGCUGUUGGCCAUGCUCCUGCCUCUCUCCCUUCCCCAGCCACAGCAGCAGCUCCGGGUUCAGCCAGCGAACAAGGGGGAGUGCGAGGCGGUUCAGAUGGGUCUGAGGAAGGCAGCCAGCAGCAAGGGCAAGAGCAGGAAGCAGGGCAAGAGCGCGAGAAACAAGAUGUGGAACAGCAGCAAGGCACAGGGGGGGACGCUAGCAUCCAAGGAACUGCUGAGGAAGGUGCUUCGAACGAUACUGCUACUGCUGCUGCUGCUGCUGCUGCUGCUACUGCUACUGCUACUGCUACUUCGCAAGGCUCUCAUCCUUCGGUAGAACCUGAGGCGUCCAACAUGUCAGGAGCUUCUGAAGAUGGUUCUGCUGCUUCUGCUGGCGCAAGCGCUCCUGAUCCAGCUUCCAAUUCCUCCUCGGGAUCAUCAGGCGUUUCAAGUGAUCGAGGUGGUGGCUCUGAAACUGUGCCUCCAGACUCAUCGGCCUCUCAAGGCAACGCAAAGAAGGGCCUCUUUUCGUGGCUGGGGUUCUGA
Molecule: messenger RNA, 7368 nt
Organism: Closterium sp. Naga37s-1
Lineage: Eukaryota; Viridiplantae; Streptophyta; Zygnematophyceae; Desmidiales; Closteriaceae
Source: the annotation of a GenBank genome assembly